Drosophila miranda is the source of this 5261-nucleotide messenger RNA. It is a transcript of the gene Gprk2, whose product is annotated as G protein-coupled receptor kinase 2. Gene Ontology annotation, cellular component: cytoplasm. The transcript is spliced from 13 exons. Gene Ontology annotation, biological process: regulation of signal transduction; protein phosphorylation; signal transduction. Gene Ontology annotation, molecular function: G protein-coupled receptor kinase activity; ATP binding. Bases 1346 to 3523 code for a protein of 725 amino acids. NCBI's taxonomy places the organism in Eukaryota, Metazoa, Arthropoda, Insecta, Diptera, Drosophilidae. The record is from RefSeq and is a predicted model, not a curated record.
CGAUAGCUUGUGGCAAAACAACUUCGCGGGGUCCCGUAUACUUCUCCAUCGCGGAUGAUUUACUAGAAAUCGAAUGAGACGCGUGUAUUGCAAUCGUAUGCAAAAAUAAGUUCAAUUGCGCCCGAACCACCCCCCGCUCGUCAACGACUCGUGUGCCGUGUGUUCCAGUCCCCCCGCAAUCAAGCCGAUUUCGUCAACUGCUUUUUCGGCCCCGUAAAAAUUUCUUCUCGCUGCCCGCCGUGUGUAUCGGUGUGUUUGUGUGUGAGCCGCGCGCCCGUGAGUUCUGUGUGUGUGUGAGUGCUGUGCUGUGCUGUGCCAGUGUUUGUGUGUGUGUCGGCCAAAGAGAGCCGCAAAACAACAAAAAGAAAAAAGAAAACCAAAUUCGACAAAUGCGGUCAAAUUGAAAAGAAAAACACAAAAAAUUUAGUAUAUCCAACAACAAAAGCAGCCCGCUCAAAACCAAUCAAAAGCAAAAGCAGAAGCCAGAAGCCAGAAUCCAAAGGCAAAAAUCAAAAAUCAAAAAGGCAAAGCCAAAAGCGAGAAAGCGUGCCGCUGCCUAGCUGACGCUGCAGCCGCCACCGCGUUCCUGAAAAGCCGGAAAAUUGCCUUCUAGGCGUUGUCGCGCGACGACGACGGCGAACCACGAGAGAGACUCUUCUUCUGCCACAAAAAUUGUUUAUGCUGGCUGUGUGCUCGCACUAAGAAAGCAAGAGAGAGGGAAAGGUGCAAACGGUACCGCUGCUCUUAUCAAACGUACACACACGCACACUCCCUUAUCAGCUGAUUGUUGCGAAAAUUCCCAAUUAACGAACAGCGCAUAAAACGGUUCAAGAAACGUCGUAUAAGAUAUUUUAUAUCCAACCAAUCGACAGAUACAUUCGGAGUAAAAACCCCAGAAUAAGAUACAAAGAUACACAGCUACACAGCUACAAGCCAGCCCGCAGCCCGCAGUCCGGGGAGAACACAGAACACACACGACAUUCAAUCAAGCAAAAACACUUGAAAGGGGGGAAUAUUAUUCGCUCGGUGUUCGAUAUUCCGAUUCCUUGAAAACUAAAUGACGCCUGUGUCUGCAGCACUGAUGCCACAUACCUCGGACCAUAGACGACGGCCCCAAAUUAGCCAUCAAGCCAUAGAUUUGCAAGUCUAGAGAUACAAAGAUACUCCCAGCAGACGCACAGCGACAGAGAGAGAGAGAGAGAGACACCCAAAAGAAGGAGCCCUCGAAAGCCGUAGAUACAUCAAAAGGAGAGACCAGCAGCCGCAGCCCUCCACAGCCCAGCCGUUGAGUGUUUUAUUUCGAGAGCGCCAAAGGAUUCAUUAAAAAACCGCCAACCUGGAACUAAUGGAAUUAGAGAAUAUUGUGGCCAAUACGGUCUACUUGAAAGCAAGAGAAGGUGGUUCCGACAGCAACAAGGGAAAGAGUAAAAAAUGGCGCAAAAUAUUACAAUUUCCACACAUAUCGCAAUGCAUCAACCUGAAAGACAAAUUAGAUAUAAGCUAUGGCUACGUGAUAGAUCAGCAACCCAUUGGUCGUGAGCUCUUUCGACAGUUCUGCGAGAACAAGCGGCCCAUCUACUUUCGCUAUAUCGUUUUUCUCGAGCAGGUGGUCAAAUACGAAAUCGAGUACAUUGUGAAUCGCAUAUUUAUGGGCCAUGACAUUGGACGGCGCUUCCUGGAUGUUGAGCCGCAGCUGGAGCUGCGCAAUGGCGGCGGUCUGGGCGGUGGCGAUGCACUCGAUGCGGAGACACGGGAGGAGCUGCUGCUCAACAGCAGCAAUGCCAAUCCAACCGAAACAACAACCACAACAACAACAGCUGAGACUGAACACUGCAACAAUACCACCGCCAACAACUGCAACAACAUCACCAGCAACAGCAACAGCAACAUCAAUCACAAGAAGCUGGACACACGCAACCAUAACGGGGAUGACCAUGCCACUGCCGGUGGCAACACCGACGACGGCGACGAGGGUGUCGAGUGCGGCGACAGUAAUGACGAUGCCGCCGCCGAGAAGGCGAUCAGCGCUGGUGGAGAUGGAGGUGGAGUCGGAGGUGGUGGAGGUGCCUCUGGCAUUGGAGGAUCUGCGGACGAACUGGUUCUGGACGUGCUCAACGAUGAUCUCAUUGCGCAAGUGCGUAACAAACUGAACUCCGGCGGCAAGGACAUCUUUGUCCAGUGCGUCAAGGCGGUGAAGGCAUUCCUGGCCGGCGAACCCUUCCGGGAGUUCGAGAACUCCAUGUACUUUCAUCGAUAUCUGCAGUGGAAGUGGCUGGAGGCGCAGCCCAUAACCUACAAAACAUUUCGCAUGUAUCGUGUCCUCGGCAAGGGGGGCUUUGGCGAGGUCUGCGCCUGUCAGGUGCGGGCUACAGGGAAAAUGUAUGCGUGCAAAAAGCUGGAGAAGAAACGCAUCAAGAAACGCAAGGGCGAGUCGAUGGUGCUCAUCGAGAAGCAGAUACUGCAGAAAAUCAACUCCCCAUUUGUGGUGAAUCUGGCCUAUGCGUACGAGACAAAGGACGCCCUCUGCCUGGUCCUGACCAUCAUGAAUGGCGGCGAUUUGAAAUUCCACAUUUACAACAUGGGUGGCGAGCCGGGCUUUGAGCUGGAGCGUGCCCGGUUCUAUGCCGCGGAGGUGGCCUGCGGGCUGCAGCAUCUGCACAAGCAGGGCAUCGUCUACAGGGACUGCAAGCCGGAGAACAUACUGCUCGACGAUCACGGUCAUGUGCGCAUCUCCGACCUCGGCCUGGCCGUCGAGAUACCCGAGGGCGAGAUGGUGCGAGGACGCGUGGGCACAGUGGGCUACAUGGCGCCGGAGGUAAUUGACAAUGAGAAGUAUGCCUUCUCGCCGGAUUGGUUCAGCUUUGGCUGCCUGCUGUACGAGAUGAUCGAAGGCCAGGCACCAUUCCGAAUGCGCAAGGAGAAGGUCAAGCGUGAGGAGGUGGACAGGCGCGUUAAGGAGGAUCCCGAAAAGUAUUCGAGCAAGUUUAGUGAUGAAGCCAAAUCCAUGUGCCAACAGCUGUUAGCUAAAUCGAUAAAGCAGCGCCUCGGGUGCCGCAACGGGAGGAUGGGCUCCCAGGAUGUGAUGGCCCAUCCGUUCUUCCACUCCACGCAGCUGAAUUGGCGCCGCCUGGAGGCUGGCAUGCUCGAGCCGCCAUUCGUGCCAGACCCGCACGCCGUUUACGCCAAAGAUGUGCUCGAUAUUGAACAGUUCUCGACGGUGAAGGGCGUCAAUAUCGAUGAGUCCGACACGAAUUUCUAUACGAAAUUCAACACCGGCUCGGUGUCCAUUUCAUGGCAGACUGAAAUGAUGGAAACGGAGUGUUUUCGCGAGCUGAACGUGUUCGGGUCCGAGGAGUGCCCGACGCCAGAUUUGCAGAUCAAUGCCACGCCCGAACCGGACAAGGCUGGAUGCUUUCCCUUCAGGCGGAAGAAGAAGCAGCCGGCACGCACACAGCCCAUACCCAUUCCUGAGCAUCUGUUAACCACUAGUCACAGCGUGUCCUCCACGACGGUGGAGAGCUGAUAGCAUAGACUGGUCUCUGAGGAAGCCUCUACGCGUACGCCAAUCGUAGUAGAUGUCGAAACAUAGCACAAAAUGCGCAAAUUUACCCCGAAAUAGAGGUAUUCAACAGCAGCAGCAGCAGCACAUCGUAGCACAACCUAAAGAAAAAAAAAAACAUAAAACAAAAUAAAACAAAAAACCAAAAUGGGUUUCUCUCCUCAGUUGACGCGCAAGAAGCACUUUUGAAAUUGUAUUUUUACAUCAAAUUUUCUAAUGAAAUUGCAAGCUGAUUUCACACACAAACACGCAUAAGUAUAGUAUCUUUAUAAAUGUUUCCAAAAAGACUCUUUCAAACCGAAACAAAGAAACACAAACACUAAGCACACACUAGAGCGUUACUUAAUUGAAAAUGUGGUAUGCAUAGAAUACUGUACCACUUUACUAAACUUGGACAGACGACACGCCACGCUGGACAGGACAGCCGCAAGCCGCAAGCCGCAGAUUGGUUUGCCAUAGCACCCCCAAAAAGAUAAUGUUACUUAAAUGCAAAUGCUAUACCUAGAUAUAUAAAUAUAUAUAAAAUUGAUCACCCUAUUAUACGCAGCAGCAGGCAGCACUUUGGAUUGUAAUAUUUGUAAAGUAGUUUGUGCUCAACGGGGGACACACGCACUGGAAGAAGAAGGAGAAGAAGAAGGUUCUUCUAGUUAGCAUUUUGUAGGGCAGUUAAGCAAAUGACAUGAAUACUCGAAAAUACUUGAAUGCAUUUUUUAAACAAAUACUUAACAACACACACACACAAAUACAUGCAUAGACACACAUACAGUACGUAGCAUAAGCAUACACGUGUACAUACUCGUAUGUGAGAGGUGUACAUUUUAAAAUUAUUUAUACGACUUUCCUAAUUUUAAUUGCCGCACACUUUUGCUACGCUUUUCAUAUAACAUAUAACAUAUGUAUUGUUCUUGGACUCUAUUUUUCUGUUGCCUAAGUUUAAGUUGGCCCGAAGGCCUCCCCGCCCUGGGAGGAAGUUAUUACUGAUAUUUGUUUCGUCGUCAUGCAAUAAAUUAACAACAAAUUACGCUAACUAAUGCUAAUUCCUGCGAGAUAUCGAUGUCGGCUAGUGUCUAAGUUUUGUGUAAACGUAGCGUAGGCAUUUUGUAAUUAGCAAAAACAAAGGAGGUGAAACGAAUGAAAAGAGGAAAACCAAUUGGAGAAUUUAUUAUGUUAAUAUUGAGAAUUAAUUAUAAUUAUUGCAAUUGUUGGCCUCAUCGUAUGGGAUGGCGGCCAAGUGCAACGUUUAGUUCCAAUUCAAUUGAUUUUAGGCACAACUAGCAAAUUUAAGGCAUACAUAGAAUUGAACAACUACGAGUACGAGUAUAACCAGCACAACAGAACGAAAUGAAACGCAUUCAAAGCAGACAGAAUCGAACAGAACAGAACAGACAAAUGCCAUCAGCAGGCAGCAGGCAGCAAGCAGCCAGGCCAGGCCAGCCCCGCCCCGCCCCAGACUCACUCACUCAAUUUAGCACUAUAGCAAUAAAGGAAAACCAAACCGAGCAAGCGCCGAAAUAUUUAUCUAUAGUAAUUAAAGGCAUAUUUAUAGAGCAUCGUAAAUCGUAAAUCGUAAAUACCAGAUAUACAUACUACAUGCAUACAUACAUACACACAUAAAUAAAUCUACCCUCUAAGCGAAAGGAAAUACAAACAAACACACAAGUCAAGAGAUGAACAUUCAAAAACAAUAAACGUAUUUAACUAA